Messenger RNA from Marasmius oreades (fairy-ring Marasmius), 354 nucleotides. RefSeq lists its product as uncharacterized. NCBI's taxonomy places the organism in Eukaryota, Fungi, Basidiomycota, Agaricomycetes, Agaricales, Marasmiaceae. The record is from RefSeq and is a predicted model, not a curated record. Bases 1 to 354 code for a protein of 117 amino acids. The transcript is spliced from 3 exons.
AUGAUGCUUAUACAGGUGCCGGUCAGGUAUUCAUUUUCAUCUCCAUCUCCCAUCUCAAGAACUUCAAAACUAAACCUGGCCCUGAAGGGUAUCGGAAGAAGUGCAGCCAUCCUAUUCGCAAAAGAGGGCGCAAAAGUCGUUGUUAGCGACAUCGACGCAAAGAAAGGCGAAGACGUCGUUAACGAAAUCAAAGCUUUCGGUGGAGAUGCAAUUUCAGUGUCAGGAGAUGUUGGAGCCGACGACUUCCCGAAAAAAAUCGUUGAUGCUACUGUCCAGAAAUACGGAAAAAUCAACCAUAUCGUGAACAAUGGCAUGUUCUCUUCAUCUCUUAAAACGCCUCAAAAAGACCAUUAA